AUGAAGAAGGAAAUAGAAGAGGAGGAGGGCGACGGCUAUGGCGCCGCCAUCCCUAUGUCGCCGCCGUCCCUCGGUCUUCCCUCUCCGUCUCCCUCGGCCUCAUCCUUCGCCGCCGCCGCCGCUAGGGUUUUGGCCCGGCCAAUGCCCGCCUCGGUCCCAGGCCUGCGGGCGCCUUCCCCCUUCGUGCGGGCCAUGGGCACCCGCGUCGACCCGCAGCCACCGCAGCCGCUCACGGCACCUCCUCGUCCUCGUCCGCUGCCACCACCGCCGCCGCCGCCGAUACCGGAGAAGCGGCGGCGGGGGCGCCCGCGCAACUGCGACCGCCUCCUCCCGCCGCCGCCGGGCUUCCACCUCGCUCCGUCCGCACGGGCACCGCCGCCGCCGGCGCUGCCUGCCCACGGCCAACCUUCCUCUAGGGGGCAUCCCUUUCCCGGCCAAUUGGGUGGGCUCCAGCCGCACGUGCUCAAAAUACAUGUGGGGGAGGAUAUCGUAUCAAAGAUUGUGCAAGUCUCAAAAAUAAUUGGGAAAGCCGUCUGUGUUCUCUCAGUGUUUGGGGCCGUUCAGGAUUGCUAUCUACUCCACUCUGCUGUCAUCUUAAAUCACAAGGGGCCUUUAGAUAUCAUUCAUGUGUUUGGAUCCAUUUUGACAUCUGAUAGCCCUGGAUUUGGGUGCUUAUCUGUGACCCUUGCUUGUGGUGAUUGUUCUGUUGUCGGUGGCGUUGCAGUUGGACCUCUCAUAGCUGCAACACCUGUACAGGCAAUUGUUGGAAGCUUCCACAAUGAUGCUUUCCAGGCAAACAAGAAACCUAAGCUCAUUGCGUACCCCAGUUCUCAUGUUCCCACUGGUUAUGGGGUCACACACACUGGCACUAGCUGCACACCUUACCUCAGUUCGCAGGUUGCCGUUGGCACUGGGAGCAUGUGUUGCGUCAAUUCUAAGGCUACCAUUGGCAGUUGGAGAAAACAUGAUCCUAGUUUUUGGUUUCCCAUUGGCAAUGGAAGCACAAAUCGUUCCAAUUCUCAAGUUAUUGUUGGCGAUGGAAGCACACAUCACCCCAAUUCUCAUGUUAUUGUUGGCAAUGGAAGCACACGUCACCCUAAUACACAGGUUACCAUUGACACUAGGAGCACACGCUGCCUCAGUUUUGAGGUUGGCAUUGGCCAUUGGAGUAAACAUGAUCCCAGUUCUUGGUUUCCCAUUGGCGUUGGGAGCACAAAUCACUCCAAUUUUCAAGUUACUGUUGGUGAUGGAAGCACACAUCACCCCAGUUCUCAAGUUACCGUAGGUACUGGGAGCACACAAUACCCAAGCUCCCAGGUUCCCAUUGGCAAUGGGAGCACAUAUCAAUCUGAUUCUCAUGUCACAAAGGGUGACAGAAGCACAAGUAUCACCAAUUCUCAGGCUACUGUUGGCUAUGGGAUUAAACAUCAAGACAAUUCCCAUGUCACUGUUGGCAACGGGAGCACAAGUAACGUCAAUUCUAAGGAUAUUGUUGGUCAUGGAAGCACACAUUACCCUGAGUCUCUGCCUGCCGUUGGCAAUGGGAGCAUGAAUAACGCCAAUUCUGAGGUCGCGGUAGGAGAUGGGAGCACAAAUAAGGGCAAUUCGCAGGAUACCCUUGUUGAUGGGAACACGAAUUGCCCCAGUUCUAAGGUUUCUGUUGGCAACGGGAGCUCCAGUUACCCCAAUUCUAAGGUUGCUGUUGGCGAUAGGAGCGCUCCACCCUCUGAAGGAACAUGGUGGACCGAGUGA
Molecule: messenger RNA, 1752 nt
Organism: Miscanthus lutarioriparius
Lineage: Eukaryota; Viridiplantae; Streptophyta; Magnoliopsida; Poales; Poaceae
Source: the annotation of a GenBank genome assembly